GUCUUGCAGGAGAAUGAAAGUAAUGCCCUGGAAGGAGCUGCCACCCACAGCUGGAAGGGAAAAACUGCCAGGGAAAAGUCGGGAAGAGGAGGCAGAGCUGGAAGAGCUGUACCUGCACCACGACUGAGCAGAAGUUCUUGGACUUCCUCACUUUGCUCCAAGCCCUUGAAAUAGGAGAAGCCAGGAAGAUGCUCCAGCACUUGUGGAACAGAUUCUGAGGGGCACCAGCAGAUCCGACCAUGGCACCGGUUCCGGUCAGUGCCUUGUACAUGAGACCCUUGAAAUGGAUUUUCCUGUUGCUGCUGGUGUUUUCCCUGAUAACCAUGUGGUACAUCACCUCCUCCUCCAACGCUGGCCUGGAGAGCAUCAACCUCCUCUACUUCUACGAGUACGAGCCCGUGUACCGGCAGCAGCGCCCGUUCUCGCUGCGCGAGCGCCCCAAGUGCGCCGACGUCGACCCCUUCCUGGUCAUCCUGGUGGCUUCCAGCCCCAGGGACGUGAAAGCCAGGCAGGCCAUCAGGAUCACGUGGGGCUCCCGGGAUUCCUGGUGGGGCCAGCGCGUCCUGACCCUGUUCCUGCUGGGGCGGGACACGCAGAGGGAGGACGGGGCGGCGGCGCUGUCGGUGGAGGACGAGAGCAUCCUCUACGGGGACAUCAUCCGCCAGGAUUUCACGGACACUUACGACAACCUCACCCUGAAGACCAUCAUGGCAUUCCAGUGGUUCUCCGAGUUCUGCUCCAACGCCAGGUUCUUCAUGAAGACCGACACCGAUGUCUUUAUCAACACUCCCAACCUGGUGAAGCUCCUGCUGCAGCUGAAUUCCUCGGAGAACGUCUUCACCGGGUAUCCCCUCAUCAACAACUUCGUCUACAGAGGCCUGGACAGAAGGAGGUACAUCUCCUAUCAGGAAUAUCCCUUCAGGCUGUAUCCUCCCUACUGCAGCGGGCUGGGAUACAUACUGGAUGGAAAACUGGCUCUGAGGACCUACGAGCUGAUGGGCCACGUCAAACCUCUGAAAUUUGAGGAUGUUUAUGUGGGAAUUUGCUUAAAUAUACUCAAAGUCAACGUCACUGUUCCAGAGGAUGCAGAACAGUUCUUUCUCUAUAAAAUCAGCUUUGAUAUCUGUAAGUACAGACAUUUGAUUGCAGUUCAUGGCCUUACAUCAAAUGAACUGGUCCAGUUUUGGCAGGAUUUGUCAUCUGACACUUCAAAAACUUGCCUUUGAUUGUGGAUUUAUUUAGAAACUUCUGUUUGGUGCGAGAGUGGCCUCUAGAGACGACUCUGACUGCUGGGGCAGCGUUUCUUGAGGGCAUUCCAAUGCUCUUCAGUAAAAACAGGGAUUCACAGAGCACUUUUCCAUGUGUGUGUCCCACACCCAGAGGUUCCUUGGAACCCCCUGCCUCUGCUGCCUUUCCAUGUGCUCGGAGCAACCCUGGGAUUUCCCCCUGAACCUUCUGGAAUGUACAAAAUGCCACCGAGGGAAGGUGUUUAUGCCAAGAAAGCAUCUUUGAUUUGAAAUUCCUGCCUGGAUUGUUUUUAUUGUUUUAUUGCCACUCUCCAUUAUUUGUUCUCUGCCCAGCACGAAAUUUAACCCAACCCAAGCUUUUUUUUUUGCCUGUGUAAUCCUCCUGAGAGUGUCACAACUUGGUAUUUAAAUGUGUCACCUCCACAAGGCUUCCAGGAGUGUUCCCAGCCUGGGGAUCCUGUGGGAUUUGCAGGAGCUGAUGAGAAAUGCUGGAAAUGUGGUGCAAUUUGUGUCUCCACGUUCACUGGAAUGGCUUUGGUGUCUCUGCUGAUGUUCCCAGAUCAGGCAGAUGGAGCUCACGAGCAAUUUGGACAUCCCAAAAACAUUUGGAUCAUCAAUCCCCCCACCCCUCUGUGUGUGUGUGUGUGAUGCAUCCCAGGAGUUCUGGAACCCUGUGGGGAAGAUGAAGAAUCAUUUCUGUUGUGAUUUAUGUCUGUUUCUAAAUGAGUAUUUUUGUUCCAAUUUUAAAAUUAACAAAGGCAGGAAUUCCCCCACCUCUGAAGAAGACUAGCUCCACCCUGUGUGUAAAGACCGGUUUUUAAUCACUUUAUUCAUAUCAGCAAGGCCCAGUUUUCAGUAGUUUACACUUCUAAUGGACAACGAUACAGAAUUUGCAAUUGCAUGAACAUAAUUAACCUGGACACAUCCACUACACGGGGGAGGGACUGCGGAGACGUCCUGGACGCGCUCCCGUUGGGCUGGCACAACCCCAGGGCCCCGUUGUGGCUUGGGGACAGAGCCCAGGGGCUGGGACAGAGCCCAGGGGCUGGGACAGCCUCCAGGAGCUCGGCUGAGGCUCCCCUGUGCCCCCAGCACGCCGGGCUCCGCGGGCAGCGCCGGCUUUUGCUCCGCUCCACACCUGGCCUGGGCGUGCGAUUUGAGGAUGGGCUUGUGUUCUUUAGGGAUCAAAAGGUCUUGGGGACAACACUCUCCAGACAAGGGUUUCAAAUGUUGGUGUUCUGAUGGGGAGGAGAUUUUAAAAAAUGAAGGCUUUUUGUUUUUUUUAGGGGUGGGGGAAAUACGGUAUUGCAUAAUUGAGGGAAUCGAUGCUCCUGUAUUCCUAGAUUGGGGUGAAAUUCCAGCUGUGCCGUGGGUUUAGGAGCUGGGAUUUGUUCGUUCUCUGAGCAGGUGCUGGGAGAACUGCCUUGUUCUGUGAUUGUUUACACAUCUUAAACCCCAAACCCCUCCGUUUUCCUCUAAGCCUGCCAUGUGAAAUGAUGAGAAAUAAAUUAUUUACCACAAGAACACUGAUACUACAGCACAGCUUGUAUUGCUUUCUCAAAAAAAGAAAUGUAAUUGUGACUCUUCUGCCUUCAGAAAAUGGAUAAAGCAGAGAGUGCUCGUGCUGAGGGAGGAAAGAGAGUCCUGGGGAGGUGAGGAUGGCCAGAAAUUCUCCUGUCACCUGCAGGAAUUUGGGGUUUUUGUGCCCCAAAGGCUGACACUGCUCACAGGUUCCAAGCCUUAGCUUUAUACACAGUGAUCUCUUUGUGCCACCUGAAAUUCAUUGUCAUUUACAGUGCCAGCAGCAUUGGAAAAACAUCCUGCUCCUGGAUUUCCUUAAAAAAAAAAAACACCUCAUUUCCAAACCUGGCUUGUAUUUGAUUCUGACUUUAUUAUUGCUUAAAAGCCUGUAAAAUUCCUAACUGAGCUCCUGUUUCUGCUCAAAGCCAUUCUUAGGGAAGUUUUUAGUGUAAGAAGCCUGGCAAAAGGUGAAAAACCUUAAAAAUAUGAAAUAAUUUGGGAAUUGAAGUGUGGAGGGGUUACAUUUUAUUGCAUCUGCUUAGAACACUGUACUAAAAGUGUAAAACACAGGCUGAAAGUUUUCCAAAUCCUAAGGGAUUUUUUUUCCUCAUGCAGCUGUAUUAAAUCAGAAUUCCAAAUAUUUGUGAUUUUGAUAGGAAAACUGGGGGUUUCCUGAACUGAAAAGCCUAAUAAUAGUAAUAAUAACAACAAUAAUAAUUAUAAUUAUUGUAAUAAUUCAUUGGGCAAAGGUGUUUGGAAGUUGCUGCUGGGUGGGGAGCAAAGUGGAUUCCAAGAUGAAAUUCCCAGUCUUGAUGUUAUUUCUGAGGGGUUGAAAUGCUGCAAUGCUUCCUGUUCAUCCUGGAACAAACAAAUUCCCAAUAAAUCCUACAGGAGAUGGAGGGGCAGCAUUCCCUGUGGUCACUAUAAUAGGAUAUCUGGGAUAUUUCCCUAAAUUUUGCCUCACGUUUAGGGAUGAUUGGUGUCAGAGCAGGCCAGAAAACGGAGAGGCUGCCUGUGUCCAGGCUUCCAAAAAUGCAGGAAUAUGCUUGGAAAAAAAGUGCUUUACUCCCCUAUUGCUCAGAUAAUUCCCAGAAUUUGGGUUGGAAGGGACCUUAAAAACCACCUGAUUGCAGCUUCCUUAGGACUGAGCAGAGCAGACACAGGAGCUGCCCGAAUCCAUGAAAUCCACACAUUUUUCCCCUCAAGAAUUGCCCUCAAACCUGUUUUUGUGGUUCUGGAAAAACUCCAGCUGCACCCACUGGGUUUUGUUUUCCAGAGCACCCAGAUUAUCCUUCAGAGCUGGACACAGCUGAUCCCUGGAAUUUUAAGUUACCUCAGGAAAAUCCGUAUUUCUCCACCUGCUCCCCUAAGCCUUGUCCAAGUCAGCACUGGAAAAAUAAAAGUCAUGAAAUUUCAGCUCGUUAUGAACUGUCCAGAACUUUUUUUCUGGGAGUUUUGGAAAGGCCAUUUAUGAAUAUAUCGGGCACAAAGGGCAGCAGCUCUGGGCUCUGCCCAGAGUGGCCAAUUCCAGCAGAACAUUCUCACUUGGAAUUUUGUACAGAGGCCUAAAAUCCUACUUUGGGAGAUGAAAAGCUGGUGAGGUGUUUUAUUUUUGUAGUAUAAUCACUGACUAAAUGCUUCUCUGUGUAAAACAAGUAUCAGCUACAUUAGCAGUAAUUCCAUAUUAUUUAAAGCAGGGCUGUCCUGUAUCCUGAGACGCAAAAUUCCCUUUUUUUUUAGGCAUUGGUGUUUCUGCAGCCAAGCUGACACAGCGCUUUCAUUCUGCCUUCUGGAUUCCCAAAUCUUCACAAUAUUUUUCAUUUCACCUCUGGAAAUGCUUUAACCCUGCAACGACAGCAGCAGCAGCGGGAGUUUAAAUCCUUUAUCCGGGGGAUGUGUGGGAAUGUCAGGGCAGGCUCAGCCGGUAGAAGGAGCCACGGUGCCACCAAAUCAGGUGUGCCCAGCUCCUGGGACAGGCUGGGACAGCCACAUUCCUGCCAGGAAUUCAGGGUGAGCUCCGUGGCAAUCUGUGCUCCAGGCUGAGAGAGAUGGAAUAUCCCACGGGAGCCACCUGGGAGCUGGGAUAUCCCUGGGAACAGCCAGAGCUGGCUCAGCUGAGUGGCUCCAGGUGCAUUUUUGGCACCCUGGGCCAUGGGGAAGAUGCUUUCUGGCAGCGACUCCGCGGGUCAGCGCUGGGCACCGAGGCUCCGGAUCAUCAAACCACCAAACUUCCCGGGAUGGCCGCAGCCCUUGUGCCACAGCCAGCGGGAUAUUCCUGGCUCCAGCACCUGGCAACCCUUCCCAGAUGGAGGAUGGAGCGUUAAGGCAGUGGGAGAACCCUGGGUUGGUCAGGUUGCAUAAGCAGGAUGUACAAGGAGUUCAUCUCGCCAGCCUCCAGCUGCGUCACGACGGAGUUUGGCACGGAUCAGCACGGCCGGGAAGUUGGAAAUGCCUUGAUUUGGAGGAAAAACUUCCAAACUUUCCAGCUGGGAGCACAGGUAGGCACUGCACGUGGAUGUGGGAGACCACACAAAGCCUCUCACCUCCAUCAGUCCUUCCUCUUCAAACCUGAAGCAGCUGAAGCUCCUUUUUUAAAGCAAUCAAAGCAAAAAUCCCCGGGGCUGAGCAGAGAUCGUUGGCAUGGAUGGCUUUGGCCAUGGAUGGCCAGCGCUGCCAGGGAGGGGGCACAGGGGACUGGAGGUGCUGAACCGGUGCUUGCUGCAGCUGCAGCCACUUGGAGGUUGCCACAGGGCUGAUUUGGAGCUGCCUGGAGGGGCUGCAGUGCCAGGGAACGAUCCUGGAAUGAUGCAGGCAAACCUGCAAACCGGCACUGCCCUGCUGCGCCUGCCUGCAUCCCGGAGCGUGGCUCACUUCCAGCGGCAGCUGCUCUCCCAGUGCUCCCUCCUGGCUGGGAAUUCCUGCCAGCUCCUUUUCCUGGCUGUCCCAGGGCUGCAGGGGCAGCCAGCCAGCUGUGCUCCAGAGGUCAUGGAUCCCUCAGGAAUGCUCACUGACCUUGGGAUGCUCCGUGCAGCAAGGAGCUCCCAGGCCAGUGCUGUUGAGCUGUUUUUCUGGGAAUGACUGUCAUUCCAGCUUCUCCAGUGCCUGUGAUGGGUUAGUGGGGAUGUCUCUGGACACAAACAUCCCUCUCCUUUAGAGCUGCUGGCUGGAAUUCCCUUUUUUCCCCUUUUCCCAGGGCAGCUGUGCCCUCCAAAGGAAAGGCACAAUGGGAACAUCUCCAGUGAAGGAGACAGCAAAGGCAAACCCCACACACUGAGCUCUGCCUGCAGCUGCUCCACUGCUCCUGCUGUGCCAUUCCCAGCCCAGGAUCCAGCAUUCCUAUGGAAUCAUCACCCAAGGCUUGCAUUUCCCAGCUCUCUGACCUCGGCUAUCUCUCCACAGCAGAACAACUGCAGUGCUCUGCAAUUAUUCCCAUAAUUCAGAUCCUCGGAGCACCCUGUGCAGGGGAUUAAAAACAUCAGGAACCUCCCAUCCUCUGGGAAAGGAGCAGUGCAGGCUGCUGGACACUUCUCAGGGGCUCUCCUUGGAGGUCAGGGUGACACAGGGGUCCAGACACGUUUUGCACAGCACUGGAAAUGCCACCAGAGCCAACUAAGGGCUGAGAUUAUCCCCAAACCAAUUAAAGGAGGCGAAUUUGCUGGGGGACAAAGCUGGAAAGACAAAGAUGGGGAUUCCUUCUCGAGCAGAAAUUUGUGCUCUUUGAUUUUUGCCUUGAGAGAUCUCGACCCCCUCAGCACCUGCCCUGCCCAGCUCAGCCUCACCCCAAAGCCCUGCAGGACAGCACUGGGGGCAGGCAGCUGGGAAAUGAGGAAUAUUGUACU
Messenger RNA from Pseudopodoces humilis (Tibetan ground-tit), 6607 nucleotides. It is a transcript of the gene B3GALNT1, whose product is annotated as beta-1,3-N-acetylgalactosaminyltransferase 1 (Globoside blood group). Gene Ontology annotation, cellular component: Golgi membrane. Gene Ontology annotation, biological process: protein O-linked glycosylation. Lineage: Eukaryota; Metazoa; Chordata; Aves; Passeriformes; Paridae. The record is from RefSeq and is a predicted model, not a curated record. Gene Ontology annotation, molecular function: N-acetyl-beta-D-glucosaminide beta-(1,3)-galactosyltransferase activity.